UAUGGGGUUAACUUCGCUUCUGGUGGAGGUGGUGUUCUGCCUCAAACAUAUUCAGGCUAUGCAAUAGAUCUGAAGACUCAACUAAGCCAGUUCAAGAACGUAGAGAAAGUCCUGAAAGAGAAGCUAGGAGAUAAGGAAACUAAGAAAGUGUUUUCCAGGGCGGUUUAUCUCUUCAAUAUUGGAGCCAAUGAUUACAUAUAUGCAUUGACUGUAAACAGAAGUGUGUUUCAGUCCUACACUAAAAAGGAAUUUGUAGAGGAGGUUAUUGGCAGCCAAAUUGAUGUGAUAAAAGAAAUAUAUAAGAUUGGAGGGAGGAAAUUUGGGUUGGUGGGAAUGGGACCUUUGGGUUGUUCACCGGGCGUUGUAGUGAAGAAUCAUGAACAAAACAGCAGAGAAUUUUCUUGCGACAAACGAGUCACACAACUUGUGAAAUUGCAUAAUCAGAUUAUCUCUACAGUCCUCAUCAACUUAAGUUGCCAACUACAAGGAUUGAAAUAUGGAAUCUUUGAUCUAUAUGUCUCUCUCCGCGAAAGAAUCAGUCACCCUUUGAAAUAUGGUUUCAAAGAUGGGAAGACAGCAUGUUGUGGGAGCGGUCCAUUUAGAGGGAAUUACACUUGUGGAAAAGGUGAAAAGUAUGUUGUCUGUGAAAAUCCUAAUGAGAGAGUAUUUUAUGACUCGUACCACCCAACACAGAAAGCUUACCAGCAACUUGCUGAGUUGAUGUGGAAUGGAACUCCAAGUAUCAUCCAACCUUAUAACCUAAAAACACUUUUCUACCUUAUAAAUUUAUAA
This is a messenger RNA of Carica papaya (papaya), 792 nucleotides long. Its product is annotated as GDSL esterase/lipase 4-like. Lineage: Eukaryota; Viridiplantae; Streptophyta; Magnoliopsida; Brassicales; Caricaceae. Gene Ontology annotation, molecular function: lipase activity. The record is from RefSeq and is a predicted model, not a curated record.